Molecule: messenger RNA, 2178 nt
Organism: Musa acuminata AAA Group (dessert banana)
Lineage: Eukaryota; Viridiplantae; Streptophyta; Magnoliopsida; Zingiberales; Musaceae
Exons: 2
Coding region: 212-2128 (638 amino acids)
Molecular function (GO): protein binding
Source: RefSeq, a predicted model, not a curated record
GUAGUUGCGAUUUAAUGAUCCCCUCACGUCCGUGCGUCGCCACCAACAGCGAAAUAGGAGCGGGCGAGGAAGACGAGAUCGAGAGAAGGAGCUUCGCUCGUCCCACCCAGUUGUCCCGUUCGUCGAAAGCCCCUACCUUUGCUCCUCAGGCGAUCGAUCCCGUCGUCAGACCCUGCCCGCAGGAAGUUUACAGUGGUUAAAAUCAUUAGGAAUGUCGCCAGCAUCCAAAUCUAAGUCAAAGGACAAAUUGUCCAAUAAGGCAGCCAAGGAACAAGCAAAAGUUUCUUUAAAACCCUCUGCUGCUCCUCUUAACUAUGGAAAUGGUGCUCCUUCAAGUGCAUACAAUCCAGAUUUAGGGACAUUCCAUGCUUUUGAUACAAUGAUCUCUGGUUCCUUGACAACAGGCCAACACAAUGGAUGUUUUAGGAUCAUAGAUGAAACAGAGGAGCAUUCUUGUAGUUCAUUUGGUACAGCAGGUGACUCUGACUCAAUGUCUAACCAUAAUAGCUAUUCUGGUGAGUCAGAGGAUCAGAAGGAGAAAAUUACAACUAGUAAUGCAGCUCGCAUAGAACCUGUAACUGAUUGUGAUACUGACAAGCGUGAGAAGAUUCGACUGAAAAAUGAGAGAAAGCAUCAACGUCAAAAGGAGAGACGGGCACAGGAGCUACACGAGCGCUGUAGUGGGUACCUCAUGUCUAGGAAACUAGAGAUGCUUGCUCAGAAACUAGUAGCAAUGGGCUUCUCUUCCGAACAAGCAACAAUGGCGCUUAUUCAAAAUGAAGGACGUGUUGAAGAGUCCAUUGCUUGGCUCCUUGAAGGUGGGGAAGAGAGUAAACAGCAAACCACUGUGAACAUAGAUGGUGGUGUCAACUUGAAAAUUGAUAUCACCAUGGAGCUUGCAAAAAUUUCAGAUUUGGAGGUGAAGUUCAAGUGCGCGAAGCAGGAGGUUGAAAGGGCUGUAGUUGCAUCGGAGGGUGACUUGGAAAAGGCUGAAGAGACUUUAAAGACACAUAAACAAGAAUCAAAAGCACUUCCAUCAAAGUUGGAAGAAUCAAGUGACCCUGUCAUAGCAAGUGGUCUCGACAAUAAAACCAUAAUUUCUGUCCAAAAUGCAGCUUUAAGACCCCAGCAGAAGGAAGUGGCUUCGUUUCGCACUAAGCAACAGAGAAGAGGUGAGCGAGAUCUAAACCAUAUCAAAGCAGUGCCUGUGGGAGCUGUGGAGUCCUCGAAUAAGAAUUUGCAGUCUUCGAGAAAAAUACAGCCUAAGGUGGACUGGGGAAAACCACAAGUUGCUGCCCCGAUGGAGAAAAGGUGGCCGAGUACUGCCUCUGCUCCAUCAAUUUCAAGCUCUUCGCCCUCUUUGCAGGUAGCCGCACCUCCAACUAAUCAAUGCGCAAUGGCAAGCAGUGAAGCAAAGGCCAUCAUGCCAACAGGAACAUUGAGGGAGCCUGUUAUUGUACUGCAACGCCCCCAAUCAGUCACAGCUAAGCAAAACCCCUCUUCCACAAACCUCAGCAGUGCUUCCCCUCCAUCUUCCACAGGAUGGUAUUCAAAUGGUGUCUCCAGCAUGGAGGCAAUGAAGGUGGCGAGUAAGGGUCACGGACAGAACUUACCCUUCAUGGGCUUGAAUGGUUCUAGCGCCCAAGAAUUCGCUCCCAAGAACCAUUUCCAAACUUCUGCUACUAGCGCUGCGGAAUCAUUUGCGACAGGAAGGGGUGGCUCGUCGAACAACACAGGUACAUCACCAGCAUCACUCGCAGCGCCAUCUUCACUUGGCCUCUUCACCGGGUCUGGGUCCUCUGUGCCAUCGCCACUGGAUUGGAGUUCGGGUGGAUAUGCACCUUGUGACUACACCUCCAUCGACUGGAGCUUGGACAUGACGCUAUUGAGGCCAUCCUUGAAGAGCAACCGCUUAUCCUCUACAUGGUCAACGAUGUUUAUGGGCGGAAAAGUUGCAAGGCCAGUUAUGAGUGUAGCAAGCAGCGCCUACAUCCCAGGGUUGCAGGACGGUAGUGGCCAUGUAAUGGACUCUUCAUAUCCAUCAGGGUCGCAUGAGUGGUCAUCCCCUUUCGCAGGGAAGGACCUGUUCAGUGUUCCCCGACAGUUUGUCACUAAUUUCUCCCUCUAGGAAGCGAGAUAUGUAUGAUGCAAUAAAAAUAAAAUGGACGUGGCUGGAUC